This is a messenger RNA of Penicillium robsamsonii, 540 nucleotides long. Its product is annotated as FAD-binding type 2. The coding region runs from base 1 to 540 and encodes 179 amino acids. Lineage: Eukaryota; Fungi; Ascomycota; Eurotiomycetes; Eurotiales; Aspergillaceae. The transcript has 4 exons. The record is from RefSeq and is a predicted model, not a curated record.
AUGUUUUCAACGGGGGCAGAAAUUGGAUUUCGUGCACAUUCUCUCGAUGUGGACAUCACCAGCAAUGUAGAGAUCCAGACGAACCUCAACUAUACCUUGGCCUUCUAUGGAUAUCUCGACCAUGUAUCCACGCCCGCAGCCUUUGAUCCAUUGUCUGACAUCCCCGUGGCCUCUACAUUGUACCCACCAACAAAUGGGUCACCCAGUGAGCUUCUCCUCGCGAUUGGCUCUGCCGGACUGACUACCGAGGGUGUGUCCUACGACGGAACGUACUCGACCUAUCUCAAGGCCGCUGCCUCUGUGUUCGGAGGCGGUACUUUGUUAUGUGCCUCAAGGUAUCAUUCCGAACUUAGUGACCAAAGGCAAAUCACAAAAUGGAGGGAAUAUGCUAGGUCUGGAGGCCACACCUCAACUCUCGACACUCAGCCAAUCGGUGGUGACGAGUACGGUGGACUCAUUGCUUGCCAGUCUCACCUCCAGCGCAAAGUCGCAGGGUCUUUUCUCCCUUAUAUCUCUGUCAACGACGCUGGUCCCAACUAA